Messenger RNA from Nematostella vectensis (starlet sea anemone), 1638 nucleotides. RefSeq names its product uridine diphosphate glucose pyrophosphatase NUDT22. The transcript has 5 exons. The record is from RefSeq and is a predicted model, not a curated record. Bases 58 to 999 code for a protein of 313 amino acids. NCBI's taxonomy places the organism in Eukaryota, Metazoa, Cnidaria, Anthozoa, Actiniaria, Edwardsiidae. Gene Ontology annotation, molecular function: GDP-mannose hydrolase activity.
CUGGGUUCAGAGUUUAUUUUGCUCACGGGUCACGAUAGUUUCAAGAGUAAAAGAAAUAUGGCAAAAGCGUCCAACUUUGAAUCGUUCACCUUUCGUCCGGAUCCCAGUGUUUACAUUGAGCUUUUCAACUGGUGCUGUGGAAAUUAUGGAAAAUCGAACAUUUCUAUUGAACUAUCUAAGGAAUUCAACAGAAAACCUACGGAUCAAAAUUUUGAGGACAAAAUCGAAAGUAUUUGGAAGCAACGUGUCAAAGAAUUGCCCUCUCUCUUUAAUGGCUCCAAGUUCCGUCUACAAAGUGCAUGUCUUGAGAACGGUCAGCUUAACCUUCGCGUGGGACUUACAUGUUACAGGGAUUUCAUUUGUACAAAUAUGAAUAAAAGGGAAUGUGAAUUCCUAAGGGAGUGGGGAAGGGUACAUUAUGACGACCCCCAUGCAUGCUUUGCGGACCCUGUAGGAGUCAAUGCGCUGCUGGUAUCACGUGAUGAGAAGUUUGUAUUUGUGAGGCGUAGUGCCGAGGUGGCAGAGGCUCAAGGACAGUACCAUGGCCCAGGGGGUCAUCCUGAACCACACGUUGUACAGGGAAUGCUUGACAAAGGCGAUGAAAAAGAACUGGAGGGUAUGAACCCCUCAAGUGUUGUGUAUGAAUUUUUCUAUUCAAUUGUAAAGGAAACCAGAGAUGAGGUGAACAUUCCUGAAGAUUGCCUUAGCUGGCCUGUCCUCAUUGGAAUUCUUAGAAACAUAGCAUCCUCCAAUGGACGCCCAGAACUGUGCUUCCUAAUAAGGUGCUCUUUGAAUAGUGAAGAGAUAAAGCAAUACUACCAUCAAGGAGGGCCUGAAGCAUACGAGUCUACAGAGAUCGUAUUUGUCAAAAUUAAAGAUUUUGAGCAAUGGGACCCUUCCAAUGACUUCAGAAAUAUUUGUGGUCAAAUGACAGUUAGUUCAAAAGCAUCCUUACAUAUGUACUUCCAACACCAGCAUUGCCACCAUGACAAGUCCUAGCGACCACAGUAUUUAAACCAACCACACAGCCGCCAACUACGAACACUUCUAUGAGGUGCUGUUCACAAAUACUAAGAAUGAGUUUCAUUUCAGAAUGUUUUAAUCCUUAAUAAUAUAAUAUUCUAAAUCUGUUUAUAUAAUAGAGAACAACAUAUCUGUCAUUCUGGUAAUUUUGUUCCAGAGUUAUUUUGAUCAGAAAGUUUUAUUUCAAUAUCAUGGAAAUAUGGUAAAACAUAUUCCAGAAUGAGACCAAUUCUUGGAUUCACGCCCCCUUAAUUCUCUUAGUGCAUUCAAUGCAGUACUCAACAGUGAGGUAUAUGGCUUGUGCCUCUUUAAUAAUCCUCUAAGUGCAUUCAAUGCAGUACUCAACAGUUAGGUACAUGUCUUGUGCCUCUUUAAUAAUCCUCUAAGUGCAUUCAAUGCAGUACUCAACAGUGAGGUACAUGGCUAUUAAUAUGAUGAAGAUGCUGACACAUGAACACCCUAACACUAAGAAGGUGGGGAUUACAAAUCCUCCUGGGGGUGGUUCUUGCACAAGAACAGCAAACUGAGUGACCAGAUCACAAUAGCUGUAAAUAAAACAACAUACUAUUUAGCAAUUUCUGGCUAUAAGGCUAUAACAAGGGUCUUCCAAUGGAA